AUGGAUCUGAACGACCCAACAACACAAUUGGAAGAGGAGCUGGACUCCGAGAUAUCCUCCAUUCGCCGCGAAAUCCGCAAGCUCCAGAGACGCCGUCGUUUCCUCGCAUCCAGCGUGCUCUCCUCCGAAGCGCUCCAGAAGCGCCUGAAGCCACAACAAGCCUCCGCUCCUAUACUUUCUACUUUGAACGAAGAUAUUUCGCCGCUCGUCCGCGCUGCAGGCUCUCACGCCCAAUCAAACCACCACCGCAUCGCUUUCUCCACAACUACAUUCCCAUUCAAAGACCCGUCACCGGUAGUUGAUGGCGAGAGCGCAAAAGACGCGAAAAAUUUACUAGGUGUUCGCAUUGAUAUCUGCGUGCGGAAUGGUCGCUUCACGAAACCAUAUUACAUCCUCCUGCGCAAGGUGCGCGUGCCCGCUGAAGACGCGGAGAAGGAUCCAGCGGAUAUAAGGCUCAAGGUUCAUCGACAUACAAUACCUGCAUUCAUACCAGUCGAGCGGCUAGAACGGAUAUUACUAUCUGGUCACCCGCGUGGACCGGGUGACGGCGACGAGAACGGCGAUGACAGUAUAGAACAGCUAAAGAAGAAACCGACUUCGCCAGUGCGCAAACAGAAUCUCCAGUUAUUCGUCCGUGAAGUGAGACGGCAACUUGUGGCGUGGCAUAUGCGGCUGGAUGCCAUCUACUUUAUUCGUGGACAGAUAGGUAUUAUCCAGCGGGGUGUUGACUCUUAUCCAGAUGACGAGGAUGGGCCGUGGGAUCGGGAUGUCCUUAUUGAUGUGGGAUUUGAUUCUGGUGUUGGGGAGACGAGGCUGAAGAAGAAUGAAUUCGGGAUUGCGUCGUUUUCGCCGACGGCGUUGGAGGCGGCAUACGUCAGGGUAGAAUGGGAGGAUGGCCGGGUAGGACGGUUCAAGAUUUCCGACUCCGGGAAGGUUGAGCGGGCGGUUGUUAUUGGGGACAAGGGAAGAGACAAAGUUCUGGAAGCUGCGCUUACAGGGGGGGAUAGGAACGUGCUCACUGUGUUAGAUCGGUUAAGGGAUGCAGCUCAUGAACGACGUGACGAUGCGAUGUCGAACAGGUAG
Aspergillus nidulans FGSC A4 is the source of this 1083-nucleotide messenger RNA. RefSeq lists its product as uncharacterized. Gene Ontology annotation, cellular component: chromosome, centromeric region; nucleus; kinetochore. The coding region runs from base 1 to 1083 and encodes 360 amino acids. The record is from RefSeq and is a predicted model, not a curated record. NCBI's taxonomy places the organism in Eukaryota, Fungi, Ascomycota, Eurotiomycetes, Eurotiales, Aspergillaceae. The transcript is spliced from 2 exons. Gene Ontology annotation, biological process: kinetochore assembly.